Messenger RNA from Darwinula stevensoni, 801 nucleotides. Lineage: Eukaryota; Metazoa; Arthropoda; Ostracoda; Podocopida; Darwinulidae. The record is from the annotation of a GenBank genome assembly.
GACAAAAUGGCUGCGAUGGCAUCGUUGAGCAAAGGCGAUGCCCAGUUGAAAACUGAUAGAAAUCAUUUCACGAGAGAUCGCAUUCAGCGUGAUUUGAAUAUGGAUUUCUCGAGUCCUCAGAAUACGCCUGUGUCACGACCCAGGCUGCAAUAUGUUACAAACAUCCUGGAGGAUGCAAGAGUGUAUGCACAACAUGCCAAGAAGAAGCAAAUUGAUGUCGAAGAUGUUCGACUCGCUCUCCAGUUCCAGCUGGACCGCAUGUUCACCAGUCCUCCCCCACGAGAUUUACUGUUGGAGUUGGCUAGAGUGCGGAACUCUAAUCCUUUGCCAACACUGAAGCCUCAUGCUGGGCCUCGACUCCCACCAGAUCGAUACUGCCUCUUUGCACCCAACUUUCGGCUGAAAAAUUCAAAGAAGGGACCAGGACCAACACAUGGAAAGACCCUGCAGAUGGGAGUUCUUUCUUCAGGACCUCGACAGGGGGCAGGGAGAGUUGGCAAUUCUGUAAUUUCUAACUCAGCCAGCUUCAUCACUUCUGCAUCCAAAGCUCUUCCUCCUUCAACAGGACCUGCUUUCACCAUUCAACACCCUGCACUCUCUUCUACACCUGGGAAAGCCGUCGUCAGCAUCACUCCAAGAGGUUCAGCCCUAGAAGCAGGAGAAGUGAAGAUGGAAGUUAUUCCAGGGGGACCAUUGAAGCGAAAGAGGGAAGAUGAUGAUGAUUAUGAUGUAAUGUGAUAAUACAUGUGUGUAUGAUUUGUGUGCAUGAGUUCUGAUACAUGCUAUGCAAUGAAUCCAGAU